This is a messenger RNA of Guillardia theta CCMP2712, 1119 nucleotides long. RefSeq lists its product as hypothetical. The coding region runs from base 1 to 1119 and encodes 372 amino acids. NCBI's taxonomy places the organism in Eukaryota, Cryptophyceae, Pyrenomonadales, Geminigeraceae. The transcript is spliced from 5 exons. The record is from RefSeq and is a predicted model, not a curated record.
AUGGCUCUGACUAGCAUGCCAGCAUGCUGCUGCUGCCAGCCCAACCUCAGCACCUCUGUGCCGCUGCAAGCAAUGAAGGAGACUGUUGAACUAGUCGAGCUGCCUUCGACGGUGAUCAAGAACGCGUGUUCAAGUGGACAGCGAGGCUCUGCUCCGGCCAUCACGGAGACCUCGGAUUUUGAUAGCAUGAUGCAACAUUGCCAUGUGCAGUCAUCGUCAACGGAUGAUCGCAACAGCAGCAACGAGGCUCAAGGAACGUCUCUCUUCAGCAGGAACAAAGUCAAGCAGAAGUUUCUCUUGUUCGAUUUCAACCUCGUCUUUAACACGGUGGUCGUGGGGACCAACGUCGCCUACUUUCUGUGCACUCUCACCCAGAAAGUCGCGCCGACGUCCGUCGGCGAGUGGGUCAGCACCCUCGUCAUCCUUAACAUCGUCUUCCCAGGGAUGGUCGUGACCAUCGACAGUCUGCCGGGGGAUCUAGGCACCUACCUGCUGAUUGUGGUCGUUGAGAGCGUUGCCUGGCUGGUGUUGGCGGACUGGCGGUUGAGAGGAACUUUUCAGAAGCAGAGCGAAUGCAUCCUUGUGCUGUUAUUGUGGUCCAUUUGCACCAGCUACGUUGCCUGGUCCAUCCCAGCUCUCUACAUGGGAUUCGUCGGAGGAAAGCUUGAUGCGACUCUCGGCGUUCUCUUCGCUAUGAUGGUGCAAGGAAGCUGCUACUACCUGCUGGAACUGGUGCUGGUGGAGGAGCAUAGAAGGCUGUUUGAGGGUCCUGAAGGCUCAGCAGGGGGGCAGAGUCCAGCAGAAGAGCGAGCUGUGCUAGAGCAGGAGGCUCUGGAUGAUUUGACGACUCUGAUUCCCUUCACGCGGGGUAGACUAGAUCACAAGAGGAUCGCGCUCCAUGCUGGCAGGCAGCUGGACGAGUCUUGUUGCAGGCGGCUGCGGAAGGAGAGCUGCGCGAUAUGUGCAAGUGAGCUGAUUGAGGUGAAGAAGAAGGUCCUGCUGCGAAGAUUGGACUGGUGCGAGCAUGUGUUUCAUAGGCAGUGUGUGGAUGAGUGGUUGUUGCGACAUAAUUCGUCAUGCCCUCUGUGCCGGCAAAGACCGCUGGAAGAAGUGACGUGA